This is a messenger RNA of Exophiala bonariae, 1830 nucleotides long. RefSeq lists its product as uncharacterized. Gene Ontology annotation, biological process: adenosine catabolic process; inosine biosynthetic process. The record is from RefSeq and is a predicted model, not a curated record. Lineage: Eukaryota; Fungi; Ascomycota; Eurotiomycetes; Chaetothyriales; Herpotrichiellaceae. Gene Ontology annotation, molecular function: adenosine deaminase activity. Bases 1 to 1830 code for a protein of 609 amino acids. The transcript has a single exon.
AUGGCCCCAGCAGAUGACGUCUCUGAUGACGGCUCUCUCGAUUCCCAGGUGGAAUGGGAACUCGAAGAAGGAAUUCCUCAAGUCGAGGAUCCUUUUAUCCAAAAGUACAUGGAUGGCAGGCAAGCAUUGAUUGAUCAGGAGAAGAAGCAAAGACAUGACUACCUGUUUAAGAGGACCAUGUCACCGAUGGCCAAGCAGGCUUCCAAGAUCAUGAACUCCAUCCGCCGGCGAGAGUUGAAAGAGGUUUGGACUUCUGAAUACGAGGAUGGCCUCGCGGAGAAGAACGGUGGCAAUCUCUAUCCCGGCAUGAUGUUUACUCUAGCACGUGACCGCAUUGAAACCACUGAAAUGUGGAAGAUCAUUGAGAAGAUGCCCAAGGGGGCUCUCUUGCACGCUCAUCUUGAUGCUAUGAUUGAUAUUGAUUGGCUAAUUGACCAGGCACUGGCUGAGAAAGGGUUCUGUAUCUUGGCGCCCGAAGGACUGAGCGAUAGGGAUAAACGAGAUAAAGGUCUUCUCCAGGUACGCUACUAUUCGGACGCAGAAAUCAAGAAACAGAAGAGUUCAGGCAGUAUCUGGACCUCAAACUAUACAGCCAACACGCCUGUUCCCAUCAGGGAAGCGCAGCGGACAUUCCCGGAUGAUGACUCAACGUUCAAGAAGUGGCUCCUUCACCGUUGUACUGUAACGGCUGAAGAAUCUUUGUGUCACCAUCACGGGCUGAAUGCGAUCUGGCGAAAAUUCCAGAGCACGUUUCUCAGUAUUGGGUGGAUGCUUUUUUAUGAACCAAUCUUCCGACGGGCGCUACACAGACUGCUCGGACAAUUAGCUGCUGAUGGGAUCAAUUAUGUGGAUCUCAGAACCGCUUUUCGUUUCGAGUACCGCAAACAAGGUCAAACGAGAGGUCAAGUGGGCCGGUUCGAUGACUUUUUCGUUGCCUUUGGCGAAGAGAUUGAGAAGUUCAAAAAGACCGAGGCAGGAAAGAAUUUCAAAGGUGCUCGUAUGAUCUGGACUGUGAUACGAAGCCUGGAUACACGAUCACAAGUCGAGGGCAUGAAGGAAUGCAUUCGCAUAAAGAAGAAGUUUCCCAGUCUCGUUUGCGGGUUCGAUUUUGUGGCGCAGGAAGAUAUGGGCAAAACUCUGAGCGAGCUGACGCCAUUGAUAUUCUGGUUCAGAAAAAAGUGCGCUGAAGCUGGUGUGGAUCUUCCCUUUUUCUUCCAUGCCGGCGAAUGCCUUGGCGAUGGCGACAGCACCGACAACAACCUGUUUGACGCCAUCUUGUUGGGGACGAGAAGGAUUGGGCAUGGCUACUCACUGUACAAACAUCCACUGUUGAUUGACAUGGUGAAAGAAAAGAAGAUCCUAAUUGAAAGUUGUCCAAUAUCGAAUGAGAUCUUACGGCUUUCAAGCAGCAUUCUAGGCCAUUCUCUGCCAGCCCUGCUUUCACGAGGUGUUCCGGUGUCGAUGAACAAUGACGAUCCUGCUAUCCUUGGACAUGGAAAGAAUGGAGUAUCGCAUGAUUUCUGGCAAGCAUAUAUGGCAUUUGACAACUUUGGACUUGAAGGACUUGGGACAAUGGCUGAGAACUCGCUCAAGUGGUGCGCCAUAGAAGAUCAAAAGCCUGCGGAGUGGACAAAGGCAAUCACCGAUGGUUAUAUGGGUAAGACGGUGAAAUCGAAGUUACUGCGAGAGUGGCGCUCAGAGUGGGAGAAGUGGUGUGAAUGGAUCAUUCUAGAGUAUCCAGAGGAGGUAGAGGAAAGUGAUGAGGAGGAUGAAGAAUCGGAGGAUGAGGAUGAUGACGAUGACGAUGACGAUGACGACGACGAUGAUUGA